Molecule: messenger RNA, 2682 nt
Organism: Xiphias gladius (swordfish)
Lineage: Eukaryota; Metazoa; Chordata; Actinopteri; Istiophoriformes; Xiphiidae
Gene: zfp36l1b
Product: zinc finger protein 36, C3H type-like 1b
Exons: 3
Coding region: 193-1269 (358 amino acids)
Molecular function (GO): metal ion binding; mRNA binding
Source: RefSeq, a predicted model, not a curated record
GCCAGGCCGCGUCCGUCCUGCAGGGGCGCUGCGUGCCCUCAGGCCUGCGCCGUGUCAGCGGGAAGCCCGCCCACCCCGCAGCCCUGGGCCGCUGCCCGCUGAAAAGGACCUGCGCAGCACCGCGGCGCGGCAGAGGGGGCUCUCCACGGGGUAGAAAACACCGACUGCCGCUCCGAGUCUUCACCAACUACAAUGACAGCGACUGUUAUUUCUCCUUUCCUGCAAUACAGAGAAGUCUCCGACCAGAACAACAAGAUGUUGAACUACGGCAGCAACAUCGGUCUUGGUGGACCUCAGCUGACGUCUGUCCAGUGUUCCGGUGCCAGCCUCUCCCCCUGCAGCCCCACUGCGUCUCUGCCGGACAGGAAGGCGGUGGGGGCCCCUUCUGCAGGAGGCCUGUUCCAACGUCGUCACUCGGUCAGCCUCCCCAGCACAAAGCUCAGCCAGAAUCAGUUUGUCAACAGCCUUAAAACGGAUCCCUCGGUGGUGUUGGGUAGCAGCUGCGGCGGCAACAACAAGGAGAACCGUUUCCGUGAGCGCUCGUACUCAGAGCUGGGGGACAGGCUGCGUCCCGGCAGUCUGGCGUGUGCGGGUGGAAGCAGCCAAGUCAACUCCAGCCGCUACAAAACGGAGUUGUGCCGGCCCUUCGAGGAGAACGGCACCUGCAAGUACGGCGAUAAGUGCCAGUUCGCCCACGGCAUGCACGAGCUGCGCAGCCUGAGCCGUCACCCGAAGUACAAGACGGAGCUGUGCCGCACCUUCCACACCAUCGGUUUCUGCCCGUACGGCCCCCGCUGCCACUUCAUCCACAACGCAGAGGAGCGCCGGGGGCCCCCUCCCCUCUCUGCCUUCAACAAGCUGGAGCGCCCUCGGCUGCAGCACAGCUGCAGCUUCGCCGGCUUUCCCAGCUCCGGCGGCCCGCAGGACAACCCCACCUCGGUCACACCUCCACCCGCGUUCUCCAUCGAAGACCUGACGGAGUGGAAGAGCAACCCCUUCACCUACUCCAGACAGGAGCUCGCCCUCCUUUUCGGCCCGAGCUUGGUGCCCCCACCUGUGUCUGAGCCUCAAGGUCUGGCCCCACCUUCCCCAACCGCCCCCGGCAUUUUUCAGUCCACAUCAGAGAGCCCCCCAAGCCCCCCGGACUCACUGUCUGACCAGGAGGGAUAUCAGAGCAGCAUGGGUAGUCAGAGCGGCUCUGAGUCCCCCCUCUUGGAUGCCUCCCGCCGCCUCCCCAUCUUCAGCAGGCUCUCGGUCUCCGAUGAUUAAGGUCGAGGUUCUGUCGCAGUCUGAAGACACAAACGCACUGGGAGUGUCAAAGUCGGUGCCCCAGUUCGUGCUAGAGGCAUAACUACAAACCUUGUCUUUUCAGCGAGAGGGUGACAUUCUGCCGCUGCCGUGGUCAAGUUCGAAUGAUGAAAAAAGCUAAUAGAGUCAUUGCAAAUUAAUCAGAUAACUAAGCUAGUGGCGUAUAGUUGCUGAAGGUGUGGACAAAGUAUGAAUGCACUCAGGGUGCAGGUGGUGCGGGUUUAACAGGGUUCUUACAGCCAAAGUACACAACAUCCAGUUCUGUGGAAGCUGCCGGAGAUGAUACGCUGCCGUGCGUAAGUGCGUGCGUGCGUGCGUGCCAGUGUUUGUUUACCGGCCCCGUGCCUGGAGCAGCUCCCCUGCUUCUCUUUUCCCCUCUUCACUGUCCUUACACACAGGGUGUAGUUUUGCCAGAGCAGCUCAUGCCUCUAAAGUGUGAAAUCCACUGUGAAUGUACAUAAAUGCCUGUAUUUAUUAAGUUAAUCUUCAUUUUAAGGCCUUUCAACCAUGUUUGGAAAUUGCACCGAGCUGUUGGGGGAAAAGAGUUUUGUAUUCUUUAGAUACACAGAACAACACAUUCAGUGGUUUUAGACCAGAACUAGUUUUCUACAGAGCAUCUGCACAAAUAUGUAACAACCGGAUAUUCAAAAGUGACAAUAUUGCUAUUGAUCUACUGAGAUAGAUUGAGUUCAGAGGGUGUUAUGACCCCAGAGGUUUGGAACAGAACUUGCGUAGGAACCCUGUUAGCGUCUCCCACCUGCACUCCGCAAAAGAUCCAAUUUCCAGAUCAAACAGCUGCAUGUUGACCGUAGCUUCCAGUGCAUCCAGGCCUCUCAUCUCAGAAGCCCAGCUGCAGUUCUGGGUAGCAUCUCCUUUCGUUCUCGACGGUGCGGACUGCUUCUGGAGGAGUCCUGUCCUCAUAUCGGUGUCUUUUCCUCCGAUGAAUUCUCACUUGGUAAUCAGUCACUCAAUCAGUUUGGAUGAAAAAAACAAAAAAAUUUUAAGCUCUUACUUUGAAAAGAUGAUAGAAGCAUGCCUGUUCCAUAGUGUCACGCACAGACUUCCUAGCACUUUGAGUCAUGACGAUCAUGACGAUGUAAAGGUUAUUUUUGACCACUUUUUUUCAAUGAAGUGCCUAUAAAUACAUUCCAGGUUUCCCAAAUGUUGUGCCUUCAUAUGUUUCUGUGACCGAGCAGGUAAAAGCCUUAAAUGUAUUCCUGUAGGUUCGAGGUGAACAGGACCGACACAUGUAAAGCAACUGUUGAAUGUAUUCUACAGCAGCCGUUGCUGUCACCACAGUAAUUACUUUGUUUAUGGUUUAUUUUGUAAUGAAAGAUUGCAGUUAAAACCAAUAAAACAUGUCUUUAUAAUGAG